Micromonas commoda is the source of this 2125-nucleotide messenger RNA. RefSeq lists its product with no specific name. Gene Ontology annotation, biological process: regulation of DNA-templated transcription. Bases 1 to 1983 code for a protein of 660 amino acids. NCBI's taxonomy places the organism in Eukaryota, Viridiplantae, Chlorophyta, Mamiellophyceae, Mamiellales, Mamiellaceae. The record is from RefSeq and is a predicted model, not a curated record. The transcript is spliced from 3 exons. Gene Ontology annotation, molecular function: DNA-binding transcription factor activity.
AUGAAGUUUGGGUUCGAUGCGUCGUCUCGGGAUGUGCACCGGGUCGUUCAGAGUUCGGAUCGCGCCCCGAACGAGCGCGGAGAGCACUCGGGUUUCCGCACCGACGUACCCAUGACGAAAGCGUCGGUCGCUGUCGCGGCGCCCGCGAAGCCCACCGGCGCGGCGAAAGCGCCAAAGGCGAAAGCCGACGGCACGAAGCAGGACCCUCAAGCUGGAACGUUAUCGAGGGAAGAUAUCGCCAACUUCAAGUUGGAGGAUGACGGCGGCAGCAGCGACGCUCACAGCGACGACGGCAACGUCGAGGAGAACGGAGACCUGGACGAGACCAAACGAGUCCGGCGCAUGCUGUCCAACCGCGAGUCCGCGCGUCGUUCUCGGCGUCGCAAGCAGGCUCACCUGGGCGAGCUGCAGCUGAAGGUUAACCAGCUCCAGAGCGAGAAUCAGGACCUGCUCAACAAGCUGCACCAACUCCACGUCUCGUUCAACUCGAUGAUGGCGCGCAACAGGAUGAUCAAGGACAACAUGGCGUACCUUCGCAUGCAGAUCAUGAGCGGCGAGCCGUUGUCGCGGGAGGCGCUCGUCGCCGCGACGCAGGCCGUCGCCGCCGGGGCGCAGACGAACUUGCAGGAUCUCAACCAUCUCGUCGUCGGCGGACCCGGAGCUGCUGGGAUGAACACGAUGCUGAUGAGCUCCGGCGGUCAGAUGGGCGUUCCUUACGUCGGCGGGAUGGGCGGGAUGGUGCAGGGCGGCGCGGGGGGGAUGAAUGGGCUCGUCGCCCCGCAGGGUGUGGGCUCGAUGGCCGGAAUGGGCUCGAUGGGCUCGAUGGGCUCGAUGGGUUCGAUGAGGGCCUACAACCUCCAGAUGUCGCAGGCGAUGAACCGCGGCGUGAACGGCGUCAAUACCGGAAUGAGCGGGAUGUUCGGCGGCGCCAUGGGCGGCACCGCGCAAAACAUGGCUGCGCAAAACGGCCUCGGCAACUUCAAGCUCGAAGCCGGCGGCGGCGUGAGCGAGUUUAGCAACGCGUCGUCGCUCACCCAGCAGGGAUCCAUGGGCGCCGGCGACGGCCCGUCCAUCCGCGGCGUCAAAGGCCCGAGCUGCAUCUCCGACGCCGACCCCGACGCGUUCAUCGACGGCGGCGGCGGCCCAAUCGCCGAGCGCGAAGCCGCGCUCGCCGCCGCCGUCGCCGCGCAACUCCGGAUGGGUACCCCGAUUGGAUCUGGCGAAGUUCUCCACCAGCUCGCCGACCAGGAGGCUGCCCUCGCCGCCCAGCUGAAGACGUUCGCCGCGGGCGCCGCCGGCGACGGGGCGAUGCGGGCGGGCGCGAUGCAGGCGGGCGCGAUGCAGGGCGCCGGCGGCGUCGUCGGCGGUCGGAAGAUUUCCGGCGACGAGGAUUUCCGACUUCCCGACGGCGCGGCGGCGGCGACGGCGGCGGCGGCGCGCGCGGCUGCUCAGGGCCGAAACGGGCGCCAGGCGUCUGACGGAUCGUGCGCGGACGCGCGUCGCAAGCAGCGCGCGGGGAGCGGGGAUUCGAGCGACGCGCGCGCCGGCGGCGGGAGCGGCAGCGGGAGCGGCAACAACAGCGGCGACGGUGGAGAUUCGGAGUUGGCCGGAAAGGGUCAACAGCAGCAGUCGCGCGGCGCGCUGAGCCCCCUGGACCACGACGCGUCCCCCCUCGCAGCGCCCAUCGCCGAGAAGCCGCCGCACAUCGUGGACCAGGUUGGCGUGGACGCGGCGGACUCGACGGUGCUAGGCUUCCUAUCCUCGCCCAUCCUGGAGGGUGAGGUUGUUGACGGGUGGCGCCACGGCGGCGUCGAUUUCGACGACUGGGCCUCCACCGUGAUUGACGGCGGCGGCGGCAUGGGCACCGAAACCAAGGAGCCGGGGACGCUCGGGAAGAACGCGCGCACCGCGAGCAUGAACAGGGUGGCGAGUUUGGAGCACAUGGCGAAGAGGGCGCAAGCCGCCGGCGGUCCGGUGUCGUGAGACAACAAAAUUUGUAUCUAUCGCGGGGACGUAUUAAGUCCUUUGCGUGUAUAGUCAAUACGGUCGUGGACGAGCGAGCGACAGGUAUUAUCGUCGCUCCUUCUCGAGACCGACGUCGAAGAAAAUGAUAAAAUUUCAUUCG